Molecule: messenger RNA, 5206 nt
Organism: Columba livia (rock pigeon)
Lineage: Eukaryota; Metazoa; Chordata; Aves; Columbiformes; Columbidae
Gene: CAST
Product: calpastatin
Exons: 29
Coding region: 531-2606 (691 amino acids)
Cellular component (GO): cytoplasm
Molecular function (GO): calcium-dependent cysteine-type endopeptidase inhibitor activity
Source: RefSeq, a predicted model, not a curated record
UGAAUUUGCCUGUCAGCUCAAGCUUCAUAUUAACUGCAUUUUCCUGGAGCACCAGACACAUGUUUUGGUAAACCUGGCAAUGGAAUGUAAACUUAUUGAUAAGCACGGAUGGACAUCUCGCGAGAGGGGCGACGAGAAACAAGUGACCGAGAAACUGGCCAACUGUGUAUAACAUUCCAUUCACGUGAAUACUGCAUAUAAAAGUGGGAGAUCACGAGGAUCUCGUCCCUUUUCCCUAUGGCCGACAUUAGGAGAGGACCUUGCGAGUCGUCCCUGUGAACUGAGGCCUAGUGAGAGACUGAAUCCAGCUCCGGUUGGCUGCAGAGUCCAGUCCAGGACUUUGGUUGCCAGCUCUGCAGUUGCUGAGACUUUCCAGAUCGAAAAACCCAGCAAGUGCUAAUAUCAGCCAGCCCCCCAAAACACAGGCGAGUGGAGCACCUGCUGCUGCUAAGAAGCAGUCUCCUUCUGCAGAUGCAUCAGAACCGCGGGUUGUGAAGCCGUCUGAAGCAAAGUCCAUACCAACAACCAAAAUGGAAUCUGGAAAAAACACACAGUCGACCAAGCCGACAGACUCUCAAAAUAAACAGCCGGCUGAAGAGAGGCAGAAGGAACCUGCUGACGCAAAAAGCCAAACCUCACCUUCUGUGACAACUUCUAAACCAAAUGACACUGGAAAAGUAACUGCAGCUCAGGCUGACCAGAGUCCACAAGCACCCUCCCCAGAGACAGCAAAGCCCGUGUCUGAGAAGACGUCCACGGCGGCUGGUGCAGGCGCAGCCGGUGCAAGCGCGGCUGCUGCAGCUGAUAAAGCGAGUGCUGAGGCUGGUAUGGAUGAGUCGGCACUAGAUAGCCUCAUAGACACCCUCGGUGGACCUGAAGAACACGUGCCUCCUAGUCCUGUUUACACCGGCCCGGAAGUUACGGAAGGUUUCUCUUCAGAAUACCUGGAAGAAUUGGGCAAACGGGAAGGUAGUCUCCCUCCAGAGUACGUUAAAUUGUUGAAGAGCAAAGGAGAUGGCAAAGAAGGAGUCCCACCGAAAGUGGAUGACCAGGAUGAAUUUGCGAUUCCUUCUCAGAAGCCAAUGACGGAUGAUGAGCUUGCGGAGGCACUGUCAUCCGACUUCACCUCUAGUGCUGCUCCUGCUGAAGAGAAGACAAGUCCAACAGAGAAACCCGGUAAAGAAGGAGAAAUCGUGCAAGCACAAGCAGCAAGUUCACUCAAGACAUCUGCUCCUCCUAAGGACAAGAAAGCAAAAUCAAAAGAGGAUAUCAAAGAUGAUGCAGUGGAAGCUCUUCUUGAUACUCUUGGUGCACCUGAACCUGAGCCUGAAGACCCUACCCCUGUUGUAGAGGUGUCAGAGGCAAAAGCUAAAGAGAAAAAAGAAGAGAAGACUGGAGAACGUGAUGACACGAUACCUCCAGAAUACAGGCUAACACCAGAGUUGGAUAAAGAUGGAAAACCGAUAUUGCCCAAGCCUGAAGAAAAACCUAAGCCUUUGAGUGAAUCCGAUCUCGUCGAUGAGUUUUCGAAAGACUUUUCCGGCCCCGCACAGCCUGUGGAGCAGCCCAAAGCACCGGAGCCCCGCGGCACGUCCAAGAAGCCUUCAGGUCCCGCGCCGGCGGGAGCUCCCACGGACGAGGUGGUCCCUCGCGCCGCAGCUUGCACGGUGCAGUCGGCCGCCCCGCCAGCCGAGUCCUCGGUUGGUCGCGUGGCAGAUGAAGCGCUGGAAGCCUUGUCCAGCAGCCUGGGAAAGAGAGAGCCCGCUCCGGAUGAGAGCAAACCCACUGUGGACAAGACCAAGGAGAAAAACAAACAGGAAGAACACAAAAAACUAGGCGAAGAUGAAGAAACAAUUCCUCCAGAGUACAGAUUAACAGAAGCAAAAGAUAAAGAUGGGAAACCGCUCGUACCAAAACCAGAAGAAAAGCCCCAGCCCAUGAGUGAAGAUGAUCUUUUAGAGGGUUUGACAGCAGGGUUUUCCUCUUCACCAUUACCAUCUGCACCGUUACCUACACCAGCUGUAAUAAAGAGCGCCGAGCGGGGCGAAGGGCCCGCGGGUUCCUCGGGCGUUAUCUCCGCUGCCGCCGUUCCCUCGCUGCGAUCAGCGGCUCCUCCAGCUCCCGCCUCGGGAGGAAAAGAGAUGGACGAAGCCUUGGAUCUCCUGUCCGAUUCCCUGGGACAGAGGGAACCAGACCCUGAUGAGAACAAACCCGUUGUGGAUAAAGUGAAGGAAAAGGCUGAGUCUGAACACAGAGACAAGCUUGGGGAAAGAGAGGAGACGAUCCCUCCCGACUACCGAAAGCUGCUGGAGUCGGGGGAGCAGGGUAAACCAGUAAAGCCAACAGCAAAGGAUGAUGCGAAACACAAAGAAGAAAAGAAGCCGGCGGAUGACUCUGCAGCUGUCGACGCCCUGUCAGGGGACUUCGAUACUCCAGCGAGGGCUCCUGACACACCAAAGCACUCCAAGUGUAGGACAAAAGCGGGAAGGAAACCGUCACCACGAAACCAACCCCGAAGGACAAAGGAAAACCCAAGGACCCUAAAACGGGAAGGGGACAGUCCUCCGGCAGCAAAUCUGAGAAGCAGAAAACGAGCUAAACAUUGAACGUUAUUAGGGUCUUGGCGCAUCAUGUAAAACGUCUUAUUUCUGUUGGUGGAUAAUGAUUUCCGAAGAACAAAAGCUGAUGGUUAUUCUGGGUGGUUUUGUACAGUGAUACUUGCGGGACUCUUCACAUUUUCUUUUUUCCUGGUAGUAGACUAAGGUUAUUUUUUCCCUGGCCAUUCAUUUUGUUAUACUCCUAUACUUUGACUUUUUUGGUAAUUUUCUUCAGUUUUCAGAGAGAAAGAAUGCUUUAUAUUUGCGAGAAAUAUAUUUCAUAAAUGAAUAGCAAUGCCAAAAAGAAGAAAAGACCUGCGGACUUUUGCACAUAAUCUUCACGUAGUGCCUGUAGAUCUCUAAGGAAUUUGUACGUGCUCGCAUUUUCAAUGUUGCAGCAAAUGCCUUAAGUAUUGUGGAGUGUAACGAGCUUUGGUGACCAUCAGCCUGGCCGAGUGGCCUUUCCUGAAGCCAGGGCCUGGUGGGAAACCUGUGGGUAGACAAAGAGCGAGAAACUGGGGAUUAACCGCUCGACAAGCACGUCUAGAAAUGAAACAGGUGCCUCGGGUGCUGCCUUAGCUGUAGUUAAAACAACAGAAGCACCAGAUAAGGAUUUAGGUCGCUUUGGUUUUUUAUUUCCAUUUGUAUCUGUACUGUUAUAUAAUUUUAAGGAGUGUCCUGGACUGAACAAAGUACAAUCCUGGUGUAACAGUGACACAGUUACCGUCACAGGAGGGAGAUGGAGGAGGAGCCUUCGCAGAGAUCAAAGGGAAGUUCAGGCCGACAGGUGCACUUUUUUAGUUUUCUAAUUUUGCACUGUUUCCACUCGUUUCUGCCCCUGUUGCUGCAGAGGGCGCUGCAGGAGCCGCUGCUGCCGGAGCGAAGUCACACGUGCCCGCACGGGGCUCCAUCUGUCGCUCUGCAGAGCGGCCUUCCACACAUCACGGCCGUACACCCAUCGCACCCAACUUUUCACACACGGCACCCGUGCUGCCACCCAUCCCACCCGUGCUGCCAUCCAUCCCACCCGUGCUUCCACCCAUCAUCCCACCCGUGCUUCCACCCAUCAUCCCACCCGUGCUUCCACCCAUCGCACCCGUGCUUCCACCCAUCCCACCCGUGCUGCCACCCAUCGCUCCCGUGCUGCCACCCAUCAUCCCACCCGUGCUUCCACCCAUCCCACCCGUGCUUCCACCCAUCCCACCCGUGCUGCCACCCAUCAUCCCACCCGUGCUGCCACCCAUCAUCCCACCCGUGCUGCCACCCAUCGCCCCCGUGCUGCCACCCAUCCCACCCGUGCUGCCACCCAUCCCACCCGUGCUGCCACCCAUCAUCCCACCCGUGCUGCCACCCAUCGCCCCCGUGCUGCCACCCAUCAUCCCACCCGUGCUUCCACCCAUCCCACCCGUGCUGCCACCCAUCAUCCCACCCGUGCUGCCACCCAUCGCCCCCGUGCUGCCACCCAUCGCCCCCGUGCUGCCACCCAUCAUCCCACCCGUGCUUCCACCCAUCCCACCCGUGCUUCCACCCAUCCCACCCGUGCUUCCACCCAUCCCACCCGUGCUGCCACCCAUCGCUCCCGUGCUGCCACCCAUCGCACCCGUGCUUCCACCCAUCAUCACACCUUUGCUUCCACCCAUCGCUCCCGUGCUGCCACCCAUCGCUCCCGUGCUUCCACCCAUCCCACUCGUGUUUCCACCCAUCCCACCCGUGCUGCCACCCAUCGCUCCCGUGCUUCCACCCAUCCCACCCAUGCUUCCACCCAUCAUCCCACCCGUGCUUCCACCCAUCCUACCCGUGCUUCCACCCAUUGCUCCCGUGCUUCCACCCAUCCCACCCGUGCUGCCACCCAUCGCACCUGUGUUUUCACACACGGUACCUGUGCUUUUCACACGUCGCACUUGUGCUUUUCACACAUUGCACGUGUGCUUUUCGCGUGUGGUACAUGUGCUUAUCACAAAUUACACCCGUGUUUUCACACAUCACACCUGUGCUUUUCGCACAUGGUACCCGUGCUUUCCACACCUGGCAUGUGUUCUUUCCAUGCCUCACACACCCACUCCGCCUCGCUUGUUCACACGCGGCCCACGCUGACUGUAGAACCAGAGCCGCGCUUUAGAACCAAAGCCGCGCUUUAGAACCAGAGCCGCGCUGUAGAACCAAAGCUGCGCUUUAGAACCAGAGCCGCGUUGUAGAACCGGAGCCGCGCUGUAGAACCGGAACCGUGCUGUAGAACCAAAGCCGUGCUUUAGAACCAGAGCCGCAUUGUAGAACCAAAGCCGCACUUUAGAACCAGAGCCGCGCUGUAGAACCAAAGCCGCGCUGUAGAACCGGAGCCGUGCUGUAGAACCGGAGCUGUGCUGUAGAACCGGAGCCACAUUGUAGAACCAAAGCCGCACUGUAGAACCAAAGCCGCACUGUAGAACCAAAGCCGCACUGUAGAACCAGAGCCGCACUGUAGAACCAGAGCUGCUCUGCAGCACAGGAGCCCCUGCAGCGCCGCAGGGACAGCCCGGAGACAUAAUUGGGGAUAUUUAGACUUCCUACUGUCCUUCGCAGUCUGUACUGAGAACCUGUGUCACACUAAUAAAGGUUUUAAGAAUACAUGA